This is a messenger RNA of Physella acuta, 746 nucleotides long. Its product is annotated as mannose-binding protein-like. The record is from RefSeq and is a predicted model, not a curated record. NCBI's taxonomy places the organism in Eukaryota, Metazoa, Mollusca, Gastropoda, Physidae.
UUCGGCACCAAGUUACGUGGCAUUACCAACAACACAGCUAUGGGACUGAUCAGGGACUUAGUGUUUAUCUUUGUCCUUUUGACAGCUACAGUAUCGGCUCAAGAUGAUUGCUGCUCCAUCUCAAGACAAAGAGCGUUAGAGAGAUUCAGACAAGAUGUAAGGACCAGAGUCAACUCGGCCGUGCCGGUGUUGUUUGAAACGUCCCAGCCGUACAGGGGCAGAAGGUACUACCUGUCCAAGCCGCUGGGUAACGCCGACAUCAACAGGUCCCAGGCCAUGUGUCUGCUGAUUGGAGGCUACCUGGCCGAGAUCGACGACGCCGCUGAGUAUCUGUUCGUGAAGAGCUUCAUUCGAAGAUUUCGAGGCUUCUUCGCGGUCUACACGGGGGGCAACGACGAGAGGUCAGAAGGCACCUGGGUGUACCGCUACAGCGGCAAGCCCGUCACCUACCUGGACUGGACACCUGGACAACCCACCAAUGAUAUUGACGGGGAUUGUUUGAUCUACCUGGACAGAACCGACUGGAAGAUGGACGACUUCCGGUGCAACUACCACGGCGGAAACACCAGGUUCGUCUGCGAAGUUCCGGACAGUUAAAUUUAAAAUAAACAAAUUUGAAAUUUUGUGCCCUGUUAACUGAAACUAAAAAACGUUUUGUUUUUGUUUUUUAAAUGGAAUUUACAAUAACUAAUCAAUGAAGUAUAUGUUUUUUUUAGUUAAAAAAGCCAACUAAUUUCUGUUGUGUU